UUAAAGUCUGUCAAUUCAUCUGCAAAUGAAGUGCAUAGCAUCCCAUCACUACACCAUGGCACAUUCAUUAGCCCCAAGAUUACCAGCUGCUUCAAUCUCAACAUCACCAAAGAAGAAUGCCCUUCUCCCUUCUUGCUUGUGUUUCCACAAGGUAUUGUCUUGCCAACAAACCUCUGCUGAAGGUCUAGGGCAAAAACUCGUCACUCGCAGGAGUGUUGCAUUGGGGUUGGGAGGCGCGGUGUUGGGAUUGAAGGCGGGGGAGGGGAGCGCUAAUGCAGCGGCGAGAAGGCCUCCGCCGCCACCAGUAGAGGAGAAGAAGGAUCCGAAUGUGAGUGGUGUGAUGGCCAAAGUGUUGGCUAGCAAGAGAAGGAAAGAGGCCAUGAAAGAAUCCAUGGCAAAGCUAAGAGAGAGAGGGAAGCCUGUUGUUCAGAUUCAGGAGCCUUCAUCUGAAUAGAUGUCUCUGUGGCUCUGUGCUCAAUUCAUAUAUGUUAGGUUCUCCUACAUAACAUCUUUAAUUGAUCCUUCAAACUCUUGUAUCAAUUAAAAUUCUCUGGAGAAGGGGAAUUUAGACCUUGCAAAGAGGCCAUAAAGUGUGACAAUUACGAUGUUGUUGCAUAUGUUUUCUGGAGUUAGUGUUUUCGUUUCAACUUCCUAAUAUUAUAUUAUUUUUAAUUGAAACUAA
This is a messenger RNA of Ipomoea triloba (trilobed morning glory), 682 nucleotides long. RefSeq lists its product as uncharacterized. The record is from RefSeq and is a predicted model, not a curated record. NCBI's taxonomy places the organism in Eukaryota, Viridiplantae, Streptophyta, Magnoliopsida, Solanales, Convolvulaceae. The transcript is spliced from 2 exons. Bases 26 to 454 code for a protein of 142 amino acids.